GCACUCCGGGCACGGCGGCGCUGGAACCCGCGCGUUCUAUUGCUUAGCUCCGCUGCGGUGCGUGCGAGGGACGUCGGGGGCGGCGCCACAACAGUUGCCCCUGGUAACGGGGGUGGCACAGGGAGGAGGAGGAGGAGGAGGAGGAGGAGGAGGGACUCGGCAGAAGGAUGGGCUUACUCUCAAUUUUGCGAAAAUUGAAAAGUGCACCAGACCAGGAGGUGAGACUCCUUCUCCUGGGUUUGGAUAAUGCUGGCAAGACCACCCUUCUGAAGCAGCUUGCAUCUGAAGACAUCAGCCACAUCACACCUACACAGGGUUUUAACAUCAAAAGUGUACAAUCACAAGGGUUUAAACUGAAUGUAUGGGACAUUGGUGGACAGAGGAAAAUCAGACCAUACUGGAGGAAUUAUUUUGAAAACACUGAUAUUCUUAUAUAUGUAAUUGACAGCGCAGACAGAAAAAGAUUUGAAGAGACGGGCCAGGAGCUAGCUGAAUUACUGGAGGAAGAAAAGCUAAGUUGUGUUCCAGUGCUCAUCUUUGCUAAUAAGCAGGAUUUGCUCACGGCAGCCCCUGCCUCUGAAAUUGCAGAAGGACUGAACCUGCACACCAUCCGGGACCGAGUCUGGCAGAUCCAGUCCUGCUCAGCUCUCACAGGAGAGGGCGUUCAGGACGGCAUGAACUGGGUGUGCAAAAAUGUCAUCACAAAGAAGAAAUAAAACCUAGACGAAUGGAGACGCGGGAGCUUCAGGAACUGAGUUCUGUCCUGAAAAAAACACUAAUUUGCUGCUUUCUGACCAAAUGUUUUUCCAUCUGUGUACAGCUACAGCUGUUUGAAGAGAGGGUACAACACAGUUUAAAAAGAAUCCCUAUUCCAGCAGUAGAUUUAACUGAUCUCUGAGGUUCGGUAUCAUUUUUCAAAUAAAGGAAUUAUUUCCUCUGCAUAA
Molecule: messenger RNA, 944 nt
Organism: Pipistrellus kuhlii (Kuhl's pipistrelle)
Lineage: Eukaryota; Metazoa; Chordata; Mammalia; Chiroptera; Vespertilionidae
Gene: ARL3
Product: ADP ribosylation factor like GTPase 3
Exons: 6
Coding region: 168-716 (182 amino acids)
Biological process (GO): cilium assembly
Cellular component (GO): cytoplasm; microtubule cytoskeleton
Molecular function (GO): GTPase activity; GTP binding
Source: RefSeq, a predicted model, not a curated record